GCUUUUCGGUCGAGUCUGCCAUGUUUUGUCCUAUUUGUCGCGCUUGAACAACGCGUUUAUUGUUUCAAACUGUUAUUUUCUGAAUGUAUUACGGCAUGUGUUUUGUAUACAAAUUGUUCAGAAGAUAGUGCUUUGAUUGUAGUAGUGAAAUUAUAACUUGAUUAGUAAUUUCUGAUACUUGUGAGUGCGAGGGUGUAAUUUGUGUUUCACCGAAAUUUAGAAUCGUCUGCAAGCUCGCUGCGAUUUCUAUAAAGCAAGAUUCUAUUACGAUUUAUGGAAAAAUCGAUGAAAAGUAAUAGUUUAGUUAAGAAUUUGGUCGAUUCUAUGGCGCAACCCACGUGCACAUAAUAUAUCGAGUAUCUCAUGCACAUUUGUUAUUAUUUUGUUUGUGAGCCCGAGCCCGUCACGGUUGCAGACGAAGGAUCGGACCGUUGCAGGGAAAUCGCGUAUUCCGUCUUGCUCGCUCGCGUCGCGUGCUAGCAUUCAUUCAUUGUGGUAUCGGAUUAUUAGACGGUGAUUUCUCGCUGUGCAUUAUUGGUGCAGCGCGAGGAUAAAGCCGUGGUCGGUGCAGCGACAGCGGGCGCUCGGCGCGAGCCCACGUGACGCGUGUUUGGGUGGUAGUCGGGACGGAGCGCGGGCGGCCGCAGUGGCCGCGCAGCGCCGGAGGUGAAUCACCGCUGUAGUUGUCUUGUGGAUCUGUUUACGCGAGUGCAUCUAGUGCGGAAGUGAGGCAUGUGCGGCGCGCGACGUCGCCGAUGACGACCGCAGUGCUUUAAGCUGUGAGCUGUGAUAGUUAUGUCGUUCGGGUUAUGAGUGUGUGACAAAGUUGUAGUGUAAGGACACUGGAGCCCCUAGCCGGAGUUGGGCCCGCCGGGGCGGCCCUAGUGCUUCUCGGGGCUCCGCACGAAGGCAAAAUGGCUGCGUGGAACCGCCACCACCAUUUCAACAUGCUGAUGGACGAGAACGCCAAGAAAUUAGGCGUUGUCGGCGGAGGCAUGCCCGAGGCGGGCGAGAGGCGGCACGGGCCGCUGUACGGCCGGCUGGUGGCAGAGGAGCAGCUCGCCUCCAUGAGCGCGCCUUCGGACAUUCAGGUGAGCGCCACCGCGCGCCCCCGGGCUUUCUGCCGCUACCGUAUUCCCGCCCAGGCUAUGCAAGCCCGAAUACCACACCACUUUCGGGACCCCUCAACAGCACCGUUACGGAAGCUAAGCGUGGAUCUCAUCAAAACGUAUAAACAUAUAAACGAGGUAUAUUACGCGAAAAAGAAGCGGAGAGCGCAACAGUACCUGGGCGAGGACGGCUCGCACAAGAAGGAGCGGAAGUUGUACAACGACGGGUACGACGACGACAACCACGACUACAUCAUCAAGCAGGGCGAGAAGUUCCUCGACCGGUACGAGAUCUCCUCACCCAUAGGGAAGGGAUCUUUUGGACAGGUUGUGAAAGCGUAUGAUCACGAGGAGCAGUGUCAAGUAGCGAUUAAAAUAAUUAAGAAUAAGAAACCCUUCCUAAAUCAGGCACAAAUAGAAGUCAAGUUACUAGAAAUGAUGAACAGAGCAGAUGCUGAAAAUAAGUAUUAUAUAGUGAAACUGAAACGUCACUUCAUGUGGCGGAACCACCUGUGCCUAGUAUUCGAGCUACUCUCGUACAACCUCUACGACCUGCUGCGGAACACCAACUUUCGCGGCGUAUCGCUCAACCUCACGCGGAAAUUCGCGCAACAGCUGUGCACAGCGCUACUCUUCCUUAGUCAACCUGAACUAAAUAUAAUUCACUGUGAUCUUAAGCCCGAAAAUAUACUAUUAUGCAAUCCUAAAAGGUCAGCCAUUAAGAUAGUAGACUUCGGAAGUUCGUGUCAACUAGGCCAAAGGAUAUACCAAUACAUCCAGUCAAGGUUCUACCGAUCACCGGAGGUCCUACUGGGCAUACCUUACGACCUCGCGAUAGACAUGUGGUCGCUGGGCUGCAUACUCGUGGAGAUGCAUACGGGCGAACCAUUGUUCAGCGGAGCCAACGAGAUUGACCAGAUGAACAAAAUCGUUGAGGUGCUGGGUAUGCCGCCGGAUCACUUAUUAGAUCAGGCUCAUAAAACCAGAAAAUUCUUCGACAAACUACCAGCGUCAGAAGGUGGCGGUUAUGUUUUGAAGAAAGUCAACGGGAAAGAUGGGAGGAAGUACCGCGCGGCGGGCACGCGGCGGCUGCACGACAUCCUCGGCGUGGAGGGCGGCGGGCCCGCGGCGCGGCGGCGCGGCGAGCCCGGACACUCCGUCUCGGACUAUCUUAAGUUUAAGGACCUAAUUCUCCGUAUGCUAGAGUACGACCCCAAGCAGCGCGUGACGCCGUACUACGCGCUGCAACACAACUUCUUCAAGCGCACCGCGGACGAGGCCACCAACACGCAGCAGGCGCAACAGCACCACCAGCACGUGGGAGUGGGCGUGGGGUUGGGCGGCGCGCUGGUGUGGGGCGCGCCGGGCCUGGCGCCCGCGCCCGCGCCCGAGCGCAUGGACGUGGAGCGCGCGCCCGACGACCUGCACGCGCCGCGCCGCAGCCCCGUCGCCAUCCACUAG
This is a messenger RNA of Cydia fagiglandana, 2570 nucleotides long. RefSeq names its product serine/threonine-protein kinase minibrain (gene mnb). The record is from RefSeq and is a predicted model, not a curated record. Gene Ontology annotation, biological process: peptidyl-serine phosphorylation; peptidyl-threonine phosphorylation; protein autophosphorylation. The transcript has 12 exons. Gene Ontology annotation, molecular function: protein serine/threonine/tyrosine kinase activity; ATP binding; protein serine/threonine kinase activity. Gene Ontology annotation, cellular component: nucleus. Bases 915 to 2570 code for a protein of 551 amino acids. NCBI's taxonomy places the organism in Eukaryota, Metazoa, Arthropoda, Insecta, Lepidoptera, Tortricidae.